Molecule: messenger RNA, 1119 nt
Organism: Durio zibethinus
Lineage: Eukaryota; Viridiplantae; Streptophyta; Magnoliopsida; Malvales; Malvaceae
Source: RefSeq, a predicted model, not a curated record
CGGAUGGUGGAAAUGGAAUGUCGGCAAAUAAAGACCAAAGCAGUAGCCAUGGCUGUAAAGCAACCGAAACGAAGUGGACAUUUUACUGGCUAUUCUCUCUGUUUCAUCUAUUCCAUCUCUCUUUCUUUCUUUCUUUCUUCUGUUUCAAAUCUUCUGAGUUACUCGUCGAAGCAACAGAACAAAAAACAACAAUGGCAAUGGCUUUAUGGCUUCUUUUCUCUCCUUUUCUUUUCCUCUCUGUUUCUGCCAAUACUCAAACCAAAGUAACCGAUAACCCUGCGGAUGAGUUGGUGGCUGUGCUUAAUGCCAAUAGAACGGCACACAAGUCAUCAUCUCUUACUGACAACCCAGGCCUGGCCUGCAUUGCUUUACAAUAUAUAAAAGCAUAUCAAGGUGAUUGUAAUGCUGUAGGAGGGCCUGAUGCCAAGAAGCCUGCUGAUUCUGAAUUUGCUGAAACUUUUGCCCCCAACUGUGGUGUUGAUGCCUCAACCCUCUCUCCAAUCACUGGCCGUUUACUUGGAUGCCAAUCGAAAUAUGUCCAGCCUCCUGAAGCAUUCUCAAUGUUGAUGAAAAACGAUAAGAGUUUGGAACUUCUCUACAAUAAGAACCACACAGAAGUAGGGGCUGCAGUGACAGGCACAGAUGGUGGGGCUCCCUAUUUCUGGUGUGUGCUGUUUGGCAGUGGUAAGCAAAAUAGCAGCUUUGUUCUAGAAGGUGGUGUGGCUAAAAUUACAAGACCUGGAUGCUUCAGUGGUGCCAACGAUCAAUGCAGUGGGGUUGAUGAUUCAUCCCGAUUUGGUCAUGUGUGGCUGUAUGCUGUUACAGCUUUUAUUGCUGUGGGAUAUGCCUUCGGGUCAUGAAUUAUGAUCAUAUCCCGUAGCAUGUCAACUAUUUUCCACUUGAUUGUUCAUUCUGCGGGCUGUUUCAGUCCAUUGCCUUAAAUAGCUUGGCCUCUCUAGUAGGUUUUUGGCUUUAUGUUAUAAUAAUUUUAUUGAUUACUUUUUUCGCAUUUAGAGAGUCCAUACUUUAUGCCAUUGAUUUCCCCAGUUUCAUUUGUAAACUUUGAAAUUGAUUGAACCUACUUGGAAUGACAAUUAUUAUUUUUACUUGGAAUGGUAU